This is a messenger RNA of Octodon degus (degu), 3035 nucleotides long. It is a transcript of the gene Carf, whose product is annotated as calcium responsive transcription factor. The transcript has 19 exons. The record is from RefSeq and is a predicted model, not a curated record. Lineage: Eukaryota; Metazoa; Chordata; Mammalia; Rodentia; Octodontidae. Gene Ontology annotation, biological process: regulation of transcription by RNA polymerase II. Gene Ontology annotation, cellular component: nucleus. The coding region runs from base 517 to 2631 and encodes 704 amino acids. Gene Ontology annotation, molecular function: DNA-binding transcription factor activity, RNA polymerase II-specific; RNA polymerase II cis-regulatory region sequence-specific DNA binding.
AGAUUCCGGAAGAGCAAGGGCGGAAAUACGAAAAGCAGAAGAAACGAAAGGGAAACGGGAGACGGUGGCCGGCAGGGGUCUCACAUUAGGGGCCUUCACCCGGCCGCCGAGAGAGCUGCGCCUGCGCAUUGUGCUGGUCUCCAUUUCGGGGCCUCGGAGCCAAGACGAGAGAGAAUGCUGCUGUAAAGACACAGUUAUAGCUUUCAUAUAAAUGAAGAUACACUUAGGAUUUCGCACUUCUGAAAGGAAAAACUUCCAAGUGAAAACAAAAGGCAUUUCUAGAAGAAUGCUUGAGGCCUGAAAGGUAUGCUGAGGCCGACAGAACAGGAGAUAAUUGCCACUGAAAAGACAGUCUGUGAUUCACAGCUUCCAAGAAGAAGAGGACAUGCCAUAUCCUGCAGGGCCACACAAAACACCACCACGUGCUUGUGAUGAAAUCCAGGACUUUGCUUAUGCUAAGGCAAACACUGCUGCUAUUAAAUAAUAGGAGAAAAUGGAAUUGAGUUCAACACCAGAAUGGAAGAGUCUAACGAUUCAUUAGAAGCCAGCUGUAAUGAUGAUGAAACAUCCCGAACAGAUGUGCAGGAAUUUGAGCAUCUAGCUUGUAUGGACACCAGGGAUCCUUCCUUUGGACAAAAUGAUUCUCCGACAGUUUUGUCUGUCACUACUGCUGAAGCAAAUGAUACACUCACACCACAGGAUAUCCCAGGACCCCUAACUGAGACCCCAACUCUUUCUGCAGAGCAGUUCCAUCUAGUGGACCAAAAUGGGCAUCCUGUUCAAUAUGAACUUCAGUCUCUGGGAGAUUCACAAAUGACAGGAAUGGGACAAGUGAUUGUACCUCAGGGGCAGCUUGUGGAUACAAGUAGUCCUCAAGAUAUCUCUGAAGAGAAAUCCAGUGACAGGAGUAUACCAACACUAAGAGUGGAUGCUCUGGCAGACAGCACUAGUAGUUACAUCCUCCAUUCUCACACGUCGCUCACGUUGCCCAGAAAGCCCGGCACUGCAGGCCUGGGGAUCGAACCCCUGGCUCCUAUUCAGGCCACUGGUUGUAAUGGACCAAAAUUUGCUAGUUUAUUAUUUGAUUUUUACUUCAUGCAGAAAAUUGGAGAUUCAUACCGUGGCUACUGUGUAAGUGAGACUGAAUUAGAAAGUAUCCUAACAUUUCAUAAGCAGCAAACACAGAGUGUUUGGGGGACCCGCCAGUCGCCAAGCCUAGCCAAGCCUGCUACACGCUUGAUGUGGAAAUCCCAGUAUGUCCCAUAUGAUGGAAUCCCAUUUGUCAAUGCAGGGAGUAGAGCUGUGGUGAUGGAGUGUCAGUAUGGGCCAAGGAGAAAAGGUUUCCAGUUAAAAAAAAUCAGUGAACAGGAAAGCAGGUCAUGUCAGCGCUACAAAGCCACCUGUCCAGCCAGGAUUUAUAUUAAAAAGGUGCACAAGUUUCCUGAAUACAGAGUACCUACAGAUCCCAAAAUUGACAAGAAAAUAAUCAGAAUGGAACAGGAAAAAGCUUUUAACAUGCUAAAGAAGAACUUGGUAGAUGCUGGUGGUGUUCUUAGGUGGUAUGUACAGUUACCUACACAGCAAGCUCAUCAGUAUCAUGAACUAGAGACGACUUGUCUCCCUUUAUCACCUUCCCCUUUUCCUAUUUCUUCUCUUGAAGAAGAGGAAACUGCAGUCAGAGAUGAGAAUUGUGCAUUACCCUCACGUUUACACCCUCAAGUAGCACAUAAGAUUCAAGAGUUAGUAUCACAGGGCAUAGAACAAGUAUAUGCAGUGAGGAAACAGCUAAGAAAGUUUGUGGAAAGAGAACUUUUCAAACCUGAUGAGGUACCUGAAAGACAUAAUUUAUCUUAUUUUCCAACUGUAAAUGAUAUAAAAAAUCACAUCCAUGAGGUACAGAGAUCAUUGAGAAAUGGAGAUACGGUAUACAACUCAGAGAUCAUUCCAGCCACGCUUCAGUGGACUACAGAUAGUGGAAAUAUUCUCAGAGAGACUGUGACAGUUACAUUUGCGAAAGGAAACUCAUCAGGAGAAUCAAUUCCCUCCAAAGUGGAAACAAAUCAGACAGGGACUUCUUUGUCUCCAGAGCCAACUCACUUGCUUUCCUCACUUUCUUCAUUUCAGCCCAAAAUAUUUACACAGCUACAGGGUUUGCAGUUACAACCAAGAUUCACUUCUCCAGAUGGGUUGCCAACUCUGUUAUCAGGAAAUAGCCACUCCUCCAGUCCUUCAACACUUCUGGAUUCAAUAGAAAGUACUUCAGUGAAUAAUAAUUCUUUACUUCAUGGUGAAAGUCACAGCCUUCCAACAGAUACAUGCCUAACCCAAAACAGUAGUACGGCAUCUACUGGUGGUAACCUUCAAGGACCAGAACAAAAUCUAGUGGCAGUGGAUCAGCUGAUGGAAGAUGGAGACGUUGAGGAUACGGGGAAUCUGGAAGGAAGUGUUCAUCAGAUAUUGUUGGAAGAUAUGCAGACCAUUCCAAUACAGAUUAUAGACAACCACCCAGCUCUUAUUGAAGAAAAUCUGGGAUGUACUAUUUCUGUGAAUCAAGUUAAGCAAGACCCCAAAGAACCAACAUUAUCUAUGGCACCAAAAAAGAAUUUAGACUGUAAAUUAUCUGCUACAUAAAUUUUGAAGCUUUCAGAAUUUACAACUCUGAUGACUUCUGAUGUCUUAGAAAAGAAGGUGAAUAUUAAAGCACAGCAUGUGAUAACUGGACUGAAGACUGAUUUGAUGAGCAGCUUUGAUUUAAAACUGGUAUAUUUGUUGAAAAUUGCAUAUUUUUGCCUUCAUUAAGAGAUAUUUUACUGUUUUUAUUUUAUAUAAUUCUUAUGGUUUUUGAUUGCCUAAAAUGGUCAGUAUUUCAAAAGACCAUCUGAACUUAUUAACAGUAAUUUAGUCUGAACACAAAGGGUUAUAUGUAAUUCAUCUCUGGAAAUACCCAGUUUUGGUUCUUACAAGACAAAAAAGCAAAAACAAAAAUAAUUUGAGUGUAUAUGUAUAUAGGAUGUUAUAUAUGUUUUAAAGUUGUA